CUGUUCAACGCAUUCAUGCAUGCAUGUUUUUUUCCAAACUUGUCCAUUUUGGAACCGUGUUUUUGAUUAUUCAACAAUGGAUCAAUUUGAUGAUAAAACUUAUGAUAUCCAUAAUGUAUUGACAACAUUACAAAAAAGUGAAUCAAUUGGUGAAUCAAUUCUUAAUGAUCGUACGGAAAUUAUCAAUUUGGAUCGAAUACGACAAAAAAAUCGUGAAGCAUUAACUGCAAUUAAAAAUCAUUAUAAUCAUGGUGAUGAUGAUGACCAAAAUAUUUAUAUUUGUAUGGGUAAUAUGUUUAUAAAACAUCCAAUAAAACGUGCACGUUCAUUAAUUCAACAGGAUCAAAAUAAUGUUAAUGAACAAAUUGAAAUUUUACAUAAAAAUGUUAAAAAUAAUGUUGAAAAAAUCAAUGAAUUAGAAGGAAAAUCUGAACAAUUUCGUACAUUUAAUUUGAAACCAUUAACAUCAUCCGAAAUGAAAAGUUUUAAUGUUAUAUUAGAUUCAAUCAAAAAAUUGGAUUUAUAAAUCAAAGAAAAAUGUUCAUUUAAAAAAAACAAUUGAAUUUU
This is a messenger RNA of Dermatophagoides pteronyssinus (European house dust mite), 567 nucleotides long. It is a transcript of the gene Pdrg1, whose product is annotated as Pdrg1 prefoldin-like subunit. NCBI's taxonomy places the organism in Eukaryota, Metazoa, Arthropoda, Arachnida, Sarcoptiformes, Pyroglyphidae. The record is from RefSeq and is a predicted model, not a curated record.